CGCCGUCUGCCGGGAGGCGCUUCCGCGCGGGGCGGCGGGCGCUCGGGCCGCGCCAUGCAGCCUUCGUUCCCGCCGCCGGGCGGCACCGCGGCCUCCCUCCUCCUGCUGCUGCCCUUGCUGCUCGUCCCCUGGGCGCUCCUGGUGAGGAGACGCCGCGGACGGCGGACGGCCCCGCUCAGGCUGCUAGUGGUGGCCGGCUCCGGAGGUCACACAACAGAAAUCCUGAGGUUGCUCAGUUGUUUGUCAGAGUCAUACUCUCCUAGAUGCUAUGUUCUUGCAGACUCUGAUAAGAUGAGUGAAGCUAAAAUACGUUCUUUCGAACAAAAAAGGGCUGAAAGGUUCUCCAAUUCCCAGUUCACCCUUGAUCGCAUUCCCAGAAGCCGUGAGGUUAGACAAUCUUGGACCUCCUCCGUGGUAACAACCGCAUACUCCAUUCUUUAUUCCCUUCCUUUGACGUACAGACUGAAACCAGAUUUGAUAUUGUGCAACGGACCAGGAACAUGUGUUCCUGUCUGUAUAUCUGCUCUUCUUCUUGGGCUUCUAGGAAUGAAAAGAGCAAUCAUUGUGUACGUAGAAAGCAUCUGCCGCGUGGAAACUUUAUCCCUGUCUGGAAAAAUUCUUUACUAUUUUUCGGAUUACUUCAUUGUUCAAUGGCCUGCUCUGAAGGAAAAAUAUCCUAAGUCAGUUUAUCUUGGUCGAAUAGUAUAACAGGACAGGCUUUACCUAAAAUAAACUCUUAAAGUUCCUCACUGAAAAAAUUCAUUAGUGUAACAUAAUUUGUUUUCAAGGAUUCCUGUUAAAAAUUAGGCCAGUACUGGAAAAACAGACGGUAAUAAAGAUAUCUCUAUGUUAUAGUACACUUUUGUGUAGUUGUAUUUAUUGCCAUCAUGAAGGUCUGUGCACCAAUACCCGUAAUGGCAGUAAGUCUAUGCUGUUUCUGCUUUCAUCUAGUUUUCCUGCUAUGUGAAUAGCAAUUUUUGUCUACAAAUAAAUAUGGGAAUUUGUAUGAAUUGUAACAUUUCCUGUAAGGAAACUUUGUGUAGUUUUCUAAAUUGUAAGAAACAAAGUCUUGUUCUAGCACAACAGACUUGAUUUCCUGUAUGCUAGCAGUGAAGUCCCUUGUGAAUCCUUAGAGUAUAAAGGAAACAGUUAUAUUAAGUUGGCUUCUUGACAGUUUGUGCUCUACAGUCUUCCAAGCUCUCCCCCCCCAAAGCAUUCAACCAGUAUCAUUUUUCCUCUGGGCCUGUCAAAACUGUCCUUUAUAAUCUGUAGCACACCUUCUGAAAAUUUUUUGCCCGGCCCUUAAAUAAAAAGGUGACAAGUGUCAUGCUACAGGCACAGCACUUAUGGAUGUAAGAAGCGCUUUCUUCAAAGCCUACACAACAAAGUCCCUAUCAGGCUUAUAUCACAGAGAACAGACCGUCACUUGGGAGAAUUGAACUGGUUUGGGCUCUAAUAUAUAGAGGAAAAACGUAUUACUGUCUGUUGCAGGGAGAGGAACAGAGAUUCUCUUCCCUUUACCUCACACAGUGAAUUUGUCUUUCAGAAUAUUCUGUUUUCAUGUUUUAAGCACCUUACUUUCAUCAGUAUGAAAUGCUCCUAACAUUUUGUUACGGAAAAUGGUACUAUACAUAGGAACUAUUUUUAAAACACGUUUUGUUGGAGCUAAGUGUGUGAAAACCUACUUCAGUAUUUCACAUUAGUCCAACAAAAUGUAGCUCUACACACUGUUCUACCUCUGAAGCAAUAUAAACACAUCUGUCAUCUGUGCACACACAGAGCUAUGUGUCUGGCUACAGAAACAUACACAAAGCAAAAAUCUCAGGGAAAAACAAGGCUGCCUCACAGAGCCAUUGUAGCAAGGCCCUCACACCACCACAGAUGGAAGGAACCCCAUCUCAGUUGCAUGUCAGAAAAGCUGCAGCCAUUACUUGGGCAGGGAAUGGCAUUUAGCUGAAGAGAAAAUGUAUGUCCGAUGUCAGGAAACAGGAGUUAUAGGAAUGUUUUGCUUUUUGGAAGACAUUAUGCUGAAAAUUGCUAUUGCGAGGCCCUGCGGGGAAACCAGCCCUUACAACCUGUCCAACAAGCUCCUUAGCAGUGGGAGAGGCACGAUGAGAGUCCAUUGAUGUGGGCACAUGUGAGCUCAGAACAGACACUUUAUGUGGGUUUUACCCCAGAUUGUGUCUGACAUUAAGGAGCAGUUAAUAGCUUAAGAACAUGUGUGAAGGAAUCUAUGUGCAGUACGUACUCGGGUCCUUGAAAAUGACCCGACUAAAGUGAUUUUGACCUGCUUAAUGUCUUUUUUUCCUCUCCCAAACUGGAAGCCUUAUCAGGACUUUCUGCCUAGUUGCAGAUAGUUCAGUAAAUUUGAGAUAUGCUGGAAUUUAUUAUGACUAAUGGUACUUUAUUUUUGAUUAGCGCUCUCUGGGCUGAACCUUGCUUUUAGUUUUGCAAGGGAACUGGAGUAGAGGGGAAGGAGGAUAGAGGCAGCCCCCUCCUCUAUCCCUGGUUGGGGCAGCGGUGCAGCAUCACGCCCCAAGGCUUAGAGAAGCAUGAGAAGAGAAAGGCAAUGAAUGCUCCCAUUCAUGUUCUACAUCCGCCCCAAGCCGCCCGCUGGCCUGGCAGCAAGGCAGGCUCCCGGGCCAAGCACACAAACACAGGCCCAGCUCAGGCAGCUCCGCAUUCACAGGCUGCUUCUGUUAGAGUAGGGCAGAACAGAUCCCAUCCUUCACUCUGCUGUGGAUUUAGCUCUGGGUGGGAGCAUCUCCAGCUGCUCUACUGCCCCUUACAGCAGCCCUGCUUGGUGCAGGAUUUGGGGAUUUGGUGUGCUUUCAAACCAUGGGUUUAUAAACUUCAUGGCGUUGAACACCAGAGAGUUCCAAAGAUUUUCUUUCACCUGUCACCUGUACAGCAACUACUUUGAGGAUUACUUGCCUGCUUGGACUUGUUACCUCCCUUGUAAAAGCUCAGAAAGUAGGAGUUGAUCUCUUCACAAGAGUGCCUUCUGAAAAACUGAACUGCUCCGUGCCUUGUGAUGUGGAGCUGUCUCAUCUUCAGCCUUGGGAAGACAUUGUUCCCCUAACUUCACUGACAGCCUUUAGGAGAGCAAAGCCAGAAGGAUCUCUGCCUGUGUUCGCCCAAAAUCAUGUUAUUUGCUCAGUUCGGUCAAUCUGGAAAUUCUAGUCAAAAUAGAGAAUUUAAACCAGUUUUUAACCUGAAUAAUCAGCUCACAUAUGAGGGUAUGAGAGAGGGGGAUAGUACUUCCUUGUAUUUGUCACUAUUUUCCUUAUAGAAUCAGUUGCCAACUUGAGUUAAGGAAACUUCUGCAAGUUAUAAUCAGUCAGAGUAAGAACUUGUGUUAGGAAUGGUGCAGCACUUUGUAAAGUUAAGGCAGCUAGAACUACUUACGACAGCUCAGAACUGAAUGCAUCACAGCCUAACUUUGAUGAAAGCCUGCAACAAGAGACUGCAUUUCUAACUAUAGGGGACAGAAUGUAGAAAAGAGUUCCUGGCUUUAAUUCUAGUAAGGAAAAGUCUGUUAUCAACCAGAUUAACUUCUCCUUGAAAAGAUCAUCUCAUGUAACCUCUAGUUCUCUGCAAAAGCACAGCAGAGAGCAAGCAAGCCAUGGUUUUGUUAUUGAAUAGCUCUUAUCUUUUGUUUGUAGUAGGUGGGUACAGUUAAACUGUCAUUGUUCUGAAGGAAAACUGCAUUCUUCCUGCUCCUAGCAGUGAAACACACACAAAAAAAAGCACAUCUGAUGGCCUGCUCCAAAAAGUUAGAAGUUCCUGACUGAAUUCCUAAUGCUUAACUUCUGAGGUUUUGCUGUGUAUCAUUUUUUCCCUUAAAUACUAAUUUCGAGGCAAAUAUGUUCAUGUUACAUAUGUGACAGAGUUUGAAGUAAAAUCUAUUAUCUCUUCUUUCCCUAUUUCUGAAAGAGGAAAGCAGUAUCUAGUGGAUCUAAAGCAAAAUAGGGAACAAAUACAUUCUUCAAAGAAAACAAAUAUGACUUUAUGGAAAUAUCAUCAUCAAAACUGGCAAAAAUUCAGAAGAGAACAGAAGGCAUCCAAAAAUUCCUUCUCUGAGUCCUAGCCUAGAAGCCAAAUUUAAAAUGAGUUUCAGUUAUCAGAUAGUUUUAUCUAGAUAUGCAUUAGUUGAUAAGCAUUAAAUACUCAGAGUUGUUUCACUUUUUACCUGGUUGUCUUCUAAGGGAGAACAUAUAUUGUAUAUGCAUUAAAAACAGGUUAAUUUUAUUUUAGAAAGAAAGGGGGGAAAAUAAAAGAGGAGAACCUGUUGGACUGCAAUAAAAUAAUUAUAUGGGAGAAGAGUUGAUUCUAGAUUAGAAAAGAAGCUUAAAAGAUUAUGUCUUUGCUUUACAACUUAUUUUGCAGAUUUGAAAUGUAAAAUAGCCAAUGUUAGAUAAAAACCUAAUGCGGUAUAUCAGGGAUAAACAGUGCAAUUCUUUUCAUGUGCAUUUCCUACAGUUGGUUGUAGAACUGCUCUCUGAGUUGUGAAGAUCAGAGCAGAAUGAGUUAAUGCCAUCCCUGUAUUGUAUUUGCUGUUAUUCUGGACACAGGCAGUCUUCCCUUUCAGUCAAACAAGGGACAUCACCAGCCACAAAGCAAGAGUUUUGAUCACUGAGGUAUGUAUUAGAGACUUCUCAGCUCUAGAAAUAACUGUACAACACUUAAUCUACACCUGAUUUCCUGAAAUGAAUCUGAAAGUAAUUAUGAACUGGCUGUUGAAUGUAGAGUUUAAGAUAGCCGUUCCCUAGGACAUUCGUUUUUAGUUAUCAUUCCAGCUUUCAUUCAUUUAAUAAUGCUGUGUGAACAAAGGAUGGCUUACAUGUGAUGAACACAAAGACAACUUGAAUGAAGCUUAUUUGUCAGCAGAGUGUGGCACUGGGGAGUGUCUAUAUUUUGGGACAGGAAAAAAAACCUGAAAUUUUACAACAGAAAGCAAGGCCUUUCACAUUUAAACAAAACUAAGCUAUAUCCUUACUCUAAUCUGGCGGUCACAAUUUAGAAGACUGCUAGUACUUGGCCACGGUCAGCCAGAGCACAAGAAAGCACCAUGUAAAGUGUUUGAAGAAACACUGGCUCAUUCUGCACUUUGCUACUCCUCUCUUGUUGCUGGCCCAUGCUGAGGCUGGACACGACGCCAAUAAAUGAUUGUUCCAGAAGACAGGUGGAGAUCCAGGAAAGAAAGCAGCAAAACAUUCUGGUUAUCUGCAAGGCAAUUUGAACCUAGGCCUUUCUGGAACUUGGAUGCAACUUCCUUUUUAUCACCAGACUUCCCUAUAGCAUAAUGAUAGUCUCACGACCAGUACUGAAGUCAAUAGAAGGUAAGUCAUCUUGCAGAAAACAGCUUAAUAAGGGACAGGCACACCAGUAGCUUUCACUGGAAUGGCUUUGGACAGCAUUUUUCAUCUGCAUUUCCACCUUGCACUGCAGGGUAAUGGAGAACAAAGAGAAGGUGUCAUGUGAUACAGAAAAAUGGGCCUUUGCUGACAUGGUUAUUUAGAUUCUAUGUUUCACAGUGCAAAAUUUCACAAUUAAUGUCUUGCCUUCUUUUCCCUACCUCUCCAUACUCAAUAAAAGAAUGUUUAGCACAUUCUGCAGUCCAGUUAGUGGACCAGACCAAAAUACGCAUGUAACAAAAAUAAGCAAUUCCACAUUUAGUCAAGUAAUAGGCUUUAACUUUGCACGUAUCUAAGAAGAUUUAUUUGUUGACUGAUAGCAUUGGUUUUGUACAUGCUUUUGCUAUCUUUGCCCACACCCAAGGAGCAAAGCUAAAGGAGAUGUUUGGCAUUUAUUAUCCAAACAGAAAGAGACUUGAAGCAAGAAUAAUACUAAACAGACAAAAAUGGGGAAAGUGAGGGGAUCUCUGCAAGUUACAUUUCCUGUUUCAAACAAGUUGCACCACUUCUUCAUCAGUUCAAACAAUAUACAUAUUCAACAAGUCUAUUGCAAGUGAGUGCUUUAAUAACAGUAGCAUGAACACUAAUCACAGAAUCAUUAAGGCCCACUAAACUUCACAUCUGCCCUUUUCUGUGACUGCAUCACCUCCCUAGGCAGCCUGCUCCAAUAUCUCACCAGUCUUCCCAAUAAUAAGUUUCUCCUAAUAUCCAACGUGAACCUCCCCUGGCACAACUUAAGGCCAUCAUCUCUCAUCUUGUCUCUGUUACUUGGGAGAAAAGGCCAGUCCCCACCUUGCUACAGCCUCCUUUCAGGAGCUGGAAAGAGUGAUAAGGUCUCCCCUGAGCCUCCUCUUCUCAAGACUGAACCAUUCCAGUUCUCUCCAUCCAGAACGGCCAUAUUCUUGUCACUGUUCCACCCAGAGUAUUUCAUUUGAAUUUCUCUCAAACCACAGAGAUCAGAUAAUGAUGACUGCAACACAGUGGUCCUCUGGAACAGGGUUCAAGUACUUAGUUUAGAUUUAAUUGUACUGUAGCAGAUUUUGUAUGGACUUAAAGAGAGAAAGAGGUGAUAGUCAUAGAUGAAUUUGUUCUUGCACUAUCCAUCAGAUCAUUGCAUUACUCCUUUAUUGUUACUGUUUUUUAAUCAAGAUAAAGAUUUUGGAAGUAUUUUAAUCCAAGCCAUGAAGUUGCAGGUAUCAGAGUAGUCAUAAAUAAUUUCAGAAUUAGAGAGUAGAUAGCUAGAACUGGUUGUACUGUUGUGCAGUAUUCUGCCUCUUCCAUGCUUUGGUGCACAGUAUUCUUAAAAACAAAACCCCUCUCUUUCAUUUCAGAAAGCAUGGCUAUUUGCAGUGUUACAUCAGUGUGAUCUGCUCAGUUAGCAUUACUGUAAAUUCUAGUUUGUGUUGCCAGUAGUUUGGCAAUUACUGUUUCCUGCUUUAUUGUUAUACAGCCCAAUUGAACUCCACUGCUUUUCAUUUAUGAUCCAGCUUGGAUGUUAGCUGACACAGAAAUGAAUGUCCUAACCUCAAAUCCAGUGGCUUAAAAGAUACCUCCCUAAUAUUCAUUGCCAAGAUGGAGUCCAGAGAUUACUGUUCAGUGGAAGCAAACAGGGUCUGUUUUUGCAGGCAACCAUAAAAAAAAAAAAAAAGACAAA
Molecule: messenger RNA, 7071 nt
Organism: Lagopus muta (rock ptarmigan)
Lineage: Eukaryota; Metazoa; Chordata; Aves; Galliformes; Phasianidae
Gene: ALG14
Product: ALG14 UDP-N-acetylglucosaminyltransferase subunit
Exons: 4
Coding region: 55-708 (217 amino acids)
Biological process (GO): dolichol-linked oligosaccharide biosynthetic process
Cellular component (GO): UDP-N-acetylglucosamine transferase complex
Source: RefSeq, a predicted model, not a curated record